This is a messenger RNA of Lactuca saligna, 705 nucleotides long. NCBI's taxonomy places the organism in Eukaryota, Viridiplantae, Streptophyta, Magnoliopsida, Asterales, Asteraceae. The record is from the annotation of a GenBank genome assembly.
AUGUGGCACCAACAACCAUUUGAGAAGUCUGUCGUGGAGUCGAGAAUAAGCGGAGUGUUAUAUCCAACGAUGUUAGAGUCGCCUGAACUCUGGUGGUCAUUCAUUCGGAAGAUAUACUCUAUCGUCGCCAUACAGUUACUUCUUACCAUCAUUGUCGGUGCCGUCAUUGUCUCUUAUCAUCCCAUUGUCACUUUCAUGACAAUAACCACCGGUGGAUUGGUUUGUUAUAUUGUUCUGAUCAUCGCACCAUUCAUAACCCUGUGCCCAUUGUACUAUUAUCAUCAGCAUCAUCCGAUCAACUAUCUGCAUCUUGCGAUCUUCACUCUGACUCUUGCUUUCGCAAUCGGUUGACAUGCGUAUUCACUAGCUGAAACAACGAAGUAGCAACGGAGGGAAGCAGCGAUCCUCAGGGGUGUUUGGUUGUUUCUGAUCAACAUGAGGAAGGGUGGAGGAGGGUUGUCCACAUUUCGUCUUCUGGCUGCUCCGGUGACUAAAACGGAGAACCCGUUUCUUGAUUUUGUGAAUGAUUUCAUUGGGUUGCUAAUCGAUUUCAUGUCUGUUACUCAGGCUCAAAUUCUUGGAGAACUUUUAGGGAGGAAGAGAAAGAUAGAGAAAGAUAGGAUGGGGAUCGGAGUGUAACUUACCAGAGGAACCGGUGAUAGAAUUUGGUGGUGACAAACGGUGAGGAAUGAUGCGAUGGUGGGG